This is a messenger RNA of Clonostachys solani, 384 nucleotides long. Lineage: Eukaryota; Fungi; Ascomycota; Sordariomycetes; Hypocreales; Bionectriaceae. The record is from the annotation of a GenBank genome assembly.
AUGUCUGCCCAGAACUCGUCCGGCAUUCAGACCCUGCUCGAUGCCGAGCGGGAAGCUUCCAAGAUCGUCCAGAAGGCUCGAGAAUUCCCUGAUAAUCCUACCGUUGCCAACCACGAUACAGUCCGCACGAAGCGUGUCAAGGAGGCUCGAGAUGAGGCCAAGCAGGAGAUAAACGACUACAGAGCCCAGAAGGAGCAGGAAUUCAAGAAGUUUGAGGCUGAGCAUAGCAAAGGCAACGAGCAGGCCGAAGACGAGGCAAACAAGGAGGCGGAGAAGCAAAUCCAGAUCAUCAAGGAGGCUGGGAAGAAGGGACAGGCCGGUGUGAUCAAGAACUUGCUCACUGCUGUCCUGGACGCCAAGCCUACUCCCCCGCAAGCUGCUUAA